UAAUCUGCGGAAUUAUUGUAUCUGGAUUUAUAUUGCAACUGACCUGCUUCGCUUGUUGCUUCGUUUUUUGAGUCGUCGAUUACAUAUUCAAUUUUUGCUAUACUGUUCGACACAAUUACGAUUGAAUUUGUCUUGCUUUCUGCCUCCGUUACGAAUUUGAUAAUUUUGAAAACACCGUCGAAAAUGUCCCCUGCAUUAACCAAAAUUGGAUUUUACGAAAUGAAAAUCGCACUGUUAUUCGGUUUAUGCUUCAUAAAACUCGACAAAAGCAAUGCAAGAGAAUCCUAUUCGAACAAUGUCACCCUAUCUUCCGACAUCGUUGAAAUCAUAAACACGAUUCGCGAUUCAGCUGCAAGAGAUGAAUUACACAAGAAACUUCUAACAUACGAGUAUAUUAUGUACGCGAUGAAGAAAAAAAACGAUGAAUUGAGGCGCAAACAGACCCACCAUGGUUUUAUAUGCGCAUUAAGAAAAAUAAAAGGGUACAUUGACAUUUGUUACGAUCAAUUCAAACAGCAUUACCUGCCUCCCGCAGCCAUUCCUUGGCCGGAAAAUUUUAUCGAAAAAAUAAUCAAUAUAUCAGACGUGGUCACAUUCGAAGUUAAAACUGGUAAACGAAUUGGAAAAAAGAAGCGAAAUUAUUACGCGUACGAUGUAGUUUUUAAUAGGACAGGCGACGACGACGUGAAAAUUGAAAAUUUCACUUACAAUUUCGAUAGAAAGAUGAACGAAUUAUAUUACAUGUGGAAUUACAUCGUCGCAUCUGGGGAUGAAUGGAGACCUCUCAAAAUCCAAUUUGCGAUUGAACUCAAAAAACAACUAGAUGAAUAUUACGAGAAUCAUCGAGCAGAAAAUGAUGAAAAUCCGUACUACGCCAACAAAGCUGAAUUCUACAAAUAUUUUGCUGCACUCGUGACUCGAGCUUACAAACUCGGAUGUCUUUAUUUUGACGAUUUGUGUUACUUGUUCGAAUUACGAGGUUCGUGGUUUUAUGACUAUCCGGAUGAAGAAAUACCAUUUCGCCAAGUACUACUGGAGCAUAUGCCAAAUUGGUUCUUUACAAUUGAACAUUUAGAGUUGAUAAAUCUAAUAUGGAGAGCCGGCGGUGCUAGAGACGAAAAAUUAUUCUUGAAGGUUAAAGUUGAGAUGAAGAAUAAAAAGGGACAAGACGUAAUCAUACCGUACAGCGAAGAAUGCCUAAUUGAUUAAAAGGUCCAAUGAUGCUUUGACGUCGGUAAUUUAAUUUCAUUGAUGCGUAAUGAUGAAUACAAAAUAUUAAAAUAGGCGUUUAAUAUUAUUUUCUAGGCUUUGUAACUUAUUAAUUUUUCAACACAUUUUUUACCCCGCCUUGGUUUUUUUAGCUGUAUAAACAAAUUUUCAUUUAUUUUGUUUAUUACACAAAUUAUAAAUUUUAUUCGUAUUCAACGGCUAAAAAAAAAACAAAGUAUGGGGGAAAAUGUUUUUAAAAAAUUGAUAAGAAAGUACAUAGGUAUACCUAAUUAUUUUAUUUUUGAAAAUUAUUAGAGAUUGACUUACUGGACCAAUAAAUAAAUACUUUUAUAA
Molecule: messenger RNA, 1563 nt
Organism: Planococcus citri (citrus mealybug)
Lineage: Eukaryota; Metazoa; Arthropoda; Insecta; Hemiptera; Pseudococcidae
Exons: 3
Coding region: 184-1209 (341 amino acids)
Source: RefSeq, a predicted model, not a curated record